UGAAAAGAAAUUCAGUGAGAGCACAUGGUGAACUUUGAUGAGUCUGGGUGGCACGAGCUCAGGUCCUAGUUACCAUACGUUAUACUAGUGAUCGGUGCCGAGAAACUGAGAAAAUAUAUAUCAAACCAGGUUGAAGGUUAUAAAAACAGGAUGGAUAAACCAGGUUUCAACUGUCAGCCAGUUAAAGGAAUGUUUGAGCGCGGUUCCUUUCCUUUUCUGACGGUGCAGAUCGGCCUUUGUAUAUUAUUCAUCGGAACCUUCCACGUUUUCCUUGGUCAAUUGGACCAGAUUAAAUUUGUUUCAUCUGCCUUCGCUGGUAUUGUCUUAGGCCCGGCGUUGCUGGGAGGUACGGAAGCAUUUCAAUACGUGUUUCGUGAUUCAGGAGGAAUGGCCUUAAUGUCAGUUAUCGAAAGCAUUGGGGGUGUUUUUCUUGCAUUCCUUGUUGGAGUAAAGACAGACAUGGAUAUGAUUACGAAGGCAAGUAGACCAACCAUCGUCAUAGGUUUCUGCACUUACCUCAUCCCUUUAGUUUUCAAUAACGCUGUUUUAAGCGUGGUACGAAAAAUCUUUACCCUGGAAAACAAUAUGAGUGAUUCUCUCACAUUCGUUGCGUUAUCAGUGACUUAUUCUUCCUUCUAUGAUACUGCUUGUGCCGUUGCUGACUUGAACCUCCUCAAUUCCAAGAUUGGUCGUCUAGGCCUGGCCAUUUCGAUAAUCACCGGAAUGAGCAGUUGGUUGUAUGAGUAUGCCUACAGCUUCUAUGCAGAAGCCACUAUUUUGAGUCGCAAGAUGCUAUUAUUAGCAUGGAUAAGUAAAGUUAUCUUAUUUAUUUUCAUCAUGUUCAUUUUACGCCCAGUAAUGUCAUGGAUGAAUAAAAGUACUCCAGAAGGAAAAACUCUGAAUGAAGGUUAUCUUUCCUCUAUCCUUAUCAGCGUUUUGGGAGUUUCAUUUUGUAGUCAGUCCAUUGGCAUAGACCCUUCGCUUGGACCACUUAUAGUUGGACUAACAGUACCUGUUGGGUCGCCUAUAGCCGCAGCUGUUCAAAAAAAACUCGAGUGUUUUGUUACCUUUGUGCUUGUGACACCAGUUUACAUAAUAGGAGGCUAUCACGUACGUGCAUUCAAAUUCAUUUGGAAAGAUUUUGUAGUUGUGGAGAUAAUGGUGUUCCUUGCAUACAUUGCAAAGUUUGUUGUAGUAAUGUUAGCUUCCAUCUACCUGCGGAUGCCUAUUCUGGACUCAUUUUGUCUCGGUCUCCUCUUAACUUGUGAUGGCAUAUUCCAUAUGUGGUAUUCAAUGAUAAUGGUCGAAGCCGAGUUGAUGAGUCAACAAAGUUACACCAUAAUAUUCUUCACAAACCUAUUGAUAACUAUGGUAAUCACACCGAUGGUGAAAUACUUAUAUGAUCCUUCGAGGAAGUACACGGGCUACAUGAGACAAACGAUCUUAAAUUCUGCUGUCAACAGUGAGCUGCGCAUACUGGCUUGUGUUUACAAUCAAGAAAACGUUCCCAGCAUCCUCAAUUUCCUUGAAGCCACUAAUCCGGUUACAAAAGAUAGCUUUGUAUGUUUAUAUGUUUUGCACCUUGUUGAGCUAGUCGGUCGUGCAACUUCCAUCCUCGUCCAACACAAACAACAAAAGAAUAAACAAUUUGCACAGGAUCGCAACCGCAAUUCGUCAGAAAAAAUUAUCAAUGCUUUCAACCAAUUCGCACAACAGAAUCAAGGCUUUACGAUUGGCCAAUGUUUCACUGCCAUAUCACCAUUCUCAAGCAUGGACAACGACGUAUCUCAGAUAGCAUUUGACGAGAGGACGAAUCUUGUGAUCAUACCUUUCGGUGAGUUAGAUGAACAUCCUUAUCGGAUAGUCAACCGAAGUGUUUUGGGUAAGGCACCUUGCUCGGUGGGGAUUCUCUUUGACCACAAAAAUAGCACGAGUGCUGCUAUUGAUGUUUCUGUAUGUUCCCAUAAUGUUGCGAUGAUUUUCAUUGGAGGUCCUGACGAUCGAGAGGCAUUAGCAUAUAGUAUGAGAAUGGCGGAUCAGCCCAAUUUAAAUCUCUCAGUUUUUCGAUUCACGCAUAUAAAGCCGGACAAAAAAACUAAAAAAGAUGAUGAAUUGAUAAGUGACUUGUGGGACAAAAUUAUGAACACCGAAAAUAUCUUUUAUAAAGAGGAAGAAGUAACAGAUUGUGCAGAUACAGCAAGUAAAAUCAAAUGUCUGGAAAACUCUUACGACUUCAUAAUUGCUGGGAGACGACAUGAUAGUAACUCACCAAUUCUGCAUGGACUUGAUGAAUGGUGUGUCUUCAAAGAACUUGGUGUUAUUGGAGAUCUUUUCGCUACGUCUACUUUUGAGGGUAAUUUUUCAGUUGUAGUAUUACAACAGUAAGAUUUUAAAGUAGAUUUUUUUUUUAUCAAUACAAGCACCAACUGAAGAGGCGGAAUGUUUUUGUAGUUUUUGAUUAUGACGUAUAUCGAUGUAAAUGCAUGGUUUAAAGUAUGUAAAAUAUAACGCGGGUUUCAAAUUAGGUCCUUCUUUCUUUUUGGUUUUGUUGAUUUUUUCUUCAACGAUGAAAUUAUUAAUUUAAACCUGAGAUUUUCCU
This is a messenger RNA of Papaver somniferum (opium poppy), 2599 nucleotides long. RefSeq names its product cation/H(+) antiporter 14-like. The record is from RefSeq and is a predicted model, not a curated record. Gene Ontology annotation, biological process: regulation of pH; proton transmembrane transport. The transcript has 3 exons. Lineage: Eukaryota; Viridiplantae; Streptophyta; Magnoliopsida; Ranunculales; Papaveraceae. Gene Ontology annotation, molecular function: antiporter activity. Bases 151 to 2385 code for a protein of 744 amino acids. Gene Ontology annotation, cellular component: endomembrane system; membrane.